UUCAAUUCAGUACAUGAAUAGUUUGCGCCGGGAAAAGUGUCGUGAUUGUGCCCAAGUGUCUUUUAUUCGCAUUUAAAAAUAUCUCAGAAUGGAAUUGGAUUGGUUUUGGCUCUUUAGCAAUCGAAUAAUUCAGUGGAAAGGUAGUUACAAGUGCGUUUUGUGUACCUUUGAAUUUGGAGUAUAUUAUGUUCAAGACAUUAAAGACCACAUUGGACAAUGUCAGUUUCAUGUUAGAAGAAUCCAACAGAUAAAUUGUGAAUUGAUAGACUCAAAAGGUCAAGCAGUCACUUCAUCUCUAUCUGAACAACUAGUGAAAAAUGGUGUUUUUUUCAAUAUCGAUGACAAUCAGCUCACAUGCUAUCCAUGUCAGUGUAAAUUGCCAUGCUAUCUCGACGUUUCAGCUCAUGUGGAAUCUGGAAAACAUCAGGAACACAUUCGUUACAGCAGAUAUCGUUCCAAUCCUCAAACAUAUGUUUUUACAAAUAAUUUACAUUGCAAAAUAUGUAGCUUUUACUGCGAAACUCCCGUGGAGGCUCUCUGGCAUAUUAUGGAGCAUUUUCCCAAAAUGCUCCAAUACCCAACUACCAUUGAUAUUAUCGAAGUUUCACAAAGUCAAAUAACAUGUGGUCUAUGCGAUAUCAAGAUGGAUUAUAACGAUUUGAAAGAACAUUUAACUUCAACCAAUCAUAUUAAACGACGUAAUUUCUUGAAAGGUAAUAAUGAAACACCAAAAGAAGAUCCGAUUUCUAUAGAGGAAAAAAGGCCAAUUCGUCAUAUUUUUUUAAACUCUUUUGAUUCUGAUACUUGGCACUGCAACAAAUGCGAAACUAAGAUUCAAAGUAAAACGUGCCUUAUUGAACAUUUUUUGGAAGAAAAACAUAAAUUGAACGCCAUAAAUAAGAGGAGGGACAGUGAUCAUCUGAUUAAAAAAAGUGUCCUUGGUUACAAGUGUUACAUGUGUAAUGAAUCAUUUGGUUCACAAUCUUAUAAAUUGUUUUUUCAUUACAAUUUUUCAGUCCAGCAUAAAAUACGAAUGGAAAUUUUUGAUAAAAUUUUCAAGCAAAAGUAUCUGAAAAUGGAAGAAUUAAAUAAUAAAAUUUUUAUAGAGUGUUCUGUAUGUCAAAUAAUGCACUUUAAUAGUGUAGAGUCUGUUAUUGAUCAUAUAAGUGAGCAAAAACAUAAAUCUAAUGAAAAUUUACAUACACCUCCAGUACCGACAAGAAAAGAAUCUGAAGAUCGUUGUACACAAAUAGCAAAAAAUAAUAAAACUGAAAAAGUCAAUUCUCAUUCAACAGACGGUGAACAAUUACAGCAGGAUGUACUUGAUAUUAUUAAUAAUUUAGAUGAACUACGAGAAUCAAAAUCAAAUUCAUCUAAUGCACAGAUCGAUCAAGUUUUUUCCGAUCCAAAUACUUUACAUCAGUAUAUAGACUUUUGCGUUAAUAGAAGUGGUAAAAAUUAUAUAUAUAAUUUAAGCGACAGCAAGCGAGCUCAUAUGGACUCGAACAUUUAUUUUAUAGUUAAAAAUCAAUUAUGCUUGAUCUGCGAAAGACACUUUUCCAAUGAGCCGUAUGUUAUAAUGGAACAUAUUUUUUCUAAGAAACACAAUGAAAAUCUAGUACACAGAAGUAACCAACGGAUGAAAACAAAAGAUUCAUCCGACACGACAUUCAUUGACUCAACAUUUUCUGUGAGUUAUAUUUUGAGAACUUCAACUGGAUCUUUUCAUUGCCAUGCUUGCAAAAUUAAUAUUGAGGAGAGAAACUAUUUAGAACAUUAUGUAACCAAAGAUCAUCAGCUAAGAUGUGAGAGUUCGAAGAGAGAGUCCGAGAGUGAUACUCUUGAGAAAAUAAACUCUCUUUUACAAGAUUCAUGGUACCACGCUGAAUUUUUCGAUUGUCAAGUCUGCGAUAAGAAGUACCAAGUGGAGAUUGAAUUCGUUGAACAUUUAAUUCGUUGUGAUCAUUUGAUGAACAUGCAAAAUUGCGCUGCAAAGAGUUACACGCCAGAAUUCCAUACAUGCUUUGCAUGUGAAACAUUACUCUAUGGAGAUGUCAGUCAAUAUUAUGAUCACUGUGAAGAUGAUUAUCAUAAACGAAACGAAGAGAAGGGCAACUACGAGAUUCCAGAAAUGUUGCCGACCUUGUUAAAGUUAUUAAAGGGAGUAGAGGAUAAAAAACGAAAAAUAUUAGACGAAUCAAAAGAAAUUAUUCUUGAAAACGAACUGGAAAAACGUGUAAUAAAAGAUGUUGUAAACGUUGUCGAAAGUGUUUAUCCCAAUGCUACGGCCUAUAAAUUUGGUUCGAGAUCUUCUAAUACAGCUCUCUUCGAAAGUGAUUUGGAUAUUUUUUUAGAUUUCGAUGAUAUGAAUUAUAAUAAAAGCUUGGAUGCAGCAUCGAUUCGAAAAUAUCUGGCAUCGUUUGAAAAAUGUUUUGAAAAGUAUAGGGACGUAUGGUACGUAGAAGAAGUACUGUACGAUACCAGGAUUCCUAUUAUCAAAUUGCGACACAAUCCUACCAAUCUCAAUUGCAAUAUCUCUUGUUCAAACGGUCUUGCUCAUAGAAAAUCUGAACUCAUUAGGUAUUUUAAUGAUGCUUACCCAAUUUGUAGAGAGCUCAUUUUGUACCUCAAAAAAUGGCUGAUUUUUUCACAAUUAUCAGGCACGAAAGGUAUUUCAUCUUUCACUGCGUCAUGGCUAGUCAUAUUUUACUUGCAAGUCAAAGGCGUAUUUCCAAGUGUGUAUGAGUUAAUAAAAUGUCAAAGUCACUCAGUUAUUGUCGAUGGUUGGGAAUGUGGAUAUCAAGAAAAUUUUUGUGCCAAGCCCGAUAAUUUAAGUUUUGUUGAACAUCUAGUCGGACUUUUUACCUUUUAUGCCAUUUUUGAUUAUCAAAAGUAUGUAAUGUGUCCGUAUUUGGGUAAAAUAAUCCAUAAACAAAAGUUUGCUCUCAAAGAACUACCAGUCGAACUCACAGCUAUUCUAAGUGACAAAAAUAAAGAUGCUGUAUUUCUAUAUCGAUUUGAUUCUCCAAUGUGCAUGCAAGACCCAAUAGAUCUUUCUCAAAAUUCAUCAAAAGCUCUUAGCAAACGUCAACUCAGAUGCUUUAGAGAAUAUUGCUCAUUGAGUGUUGACAGAAUUAUAUACAAUCAUAACAUGGAUUUUUAUACUGCAUAGUAUAAAUACAAAGACAUAAAUUUAUGAUUCAUGAACGAAAUUCAAUUAUACUAAAAUUAUAACUUCGAUUGUUCAAAAUAUUUAUGGAACGUCGAUUUUUGAUAUUUUUAAGUGACUUUUAAAGAAAAUUUGAUUGAACUAUUUUAAUUUUUACAAUUAAUUAUUGAUGCGUUAAAUGAAUGUAAUAAUAUAUUUUGACAAGCUACGGUUUAUGAGAGG
This is a messenger RNA of Trichogramma pretiosum, 3391 nucleotides long. RefSeq lists its product as uncharacterized. Gene Ontology annotation, molecular function: zinc ion binding; poly(A) RNA polymerase activity; nucleic acid binding. The transcript is spliced from 3 exons. Gene Ontology annotation, biological process: mitochondrial mRNA polyadenylation; mRNA 3'-end processing. The coding region runs from base 89 to 3172 and encodes 1027 amino acids. The record is from RefSeq and is a predicted model, not a curated record. NCBI's taxonomy places the organism in Eukaryota, Metazoa, Arthropoda, Insecta, Hymenoptera, Trichogrammatidae.